Messenger RNA from Neoarius graeffei (lesser salmon catfish), 3703 nucleotides. RefSeq names its product bone morphogenetic protein 1b (gene bmp1b). The record is from RefSeq and is a predicted model, not a curated record. Lineage: Eukaryota; Metazoa; Chordata; Actinopteri; Siluriformes; Ariidae. Gene Ontology annotation, molecular function: metalloendopeptidase activity; serine-type endopeptidase activity; zinc ion binding. The transcript is spliced from 20 exons. Bases 1 to 2922 code for a protein of 973 amino acids. Gene Ontology annotation, biological process: proteolysis.
AUGAAGUCCCAGUGGACGUUUUUGCUCCUGCCUUCUUGUUUAUUGCUGGCCAUCGGCUUCAAUUUGGAAGUUAAAUAUCAUCCUGAAACAGAUGCAGUCAACUACAGGGAUCCAUGCAAGGCAGUGGCAUUUGUGGGAGACAUCGCUCUGGACAAGGAUGACCUACGCUUCUUUAGACGAGACUGGACUGGGAAAGACUCUCCACAAACCACCUCACGCUCUAAUAACACUGUCUCAGCCAACAGAAAUGGAGAAACAGAAGCUGCAUCCAAUCGGAGCCAACAGAACAGUGAAUUUUGGGACAGGGUGAAGAUUUCUCGUAGAAAGAGAGCUGCUACUGCGAAGACUGAGAGAAUUUGGCCCGAUGGUGUCAUUCCUUACGUCAUCAGUGCCAAUUUCAGUGGCAGUCAGAGAGCCAUCUUUAAACAGGCCAUGCGGCACUGGGAGAGACACGUCUGUGUAACCUUCAUAGAAAGAACGUCUGAGGAGAGCUACAUCAUCUUCACGUACCGACCAUGUGGAUGUUGUUCUUAUGUAGGUCGGAGGGGUGAUGGACCUCAGGCUAUCUCCAUUGGCAAGAACUGUGAUAAAUUCGGCAUUGUGGUUCACGAGCUGGGUCAUGUGAUCGGCUUCUGGCAUGAACACACACGGCCUGAUCGAGACACGCACGUCAGCAUUAUUAGAGAGAACAUCCAGCCAGGCCAGGAGUAUAAUUUCCUGAAGAUGGAGCUGGAUGAAGUGAACUCAUUAGGAGAGACGUACGACUUCGACAGCAUCAUGCACUACUCCACAAACACAUUCUCUAGAAGUGUCCUCCUUGAUACAAUUCUGCCUCGGUAUGAUGUGAAUGGAAUCAGACCCCCUAUUGGUCAGAGGAUGAAACUGAGCAAAGGAGACAUCACUCAAGCAAGAAAGCUCUACAAAUGUCCCAAGUGUGGCGAGAAUCUGCAGGAAAGCUCUGGGAAUUUCUCUUCUCUUGGAUACCCUGAUGGAUAUUCUGCUUACACGCACUGUGUAUGGAGCAUCUCUGUUACACCUGGAGAAAAGAUCAUCCUUAACUUCACCUCCAUGAAUCUCUACCAAAGCCAUCUUUGCCGGUAUGAUUAUGUGGAGGUGCGAGAUGGAUACUGGAGGAAAUCUCCUUUAAUAGGCCGUUUUUGCGGAGAUAAGGUUCCGGAGUCUCUUGUUUCCGCCAACAGUCGUUUGUGGAUUGAGUUUCGCAGCAGCAGCAACUGGGUCGGAAAAGGAUUCUCUGCCACGUAUGAAGCAAUGUGUGGUGGGGAAAUGGAGACUGACAGUGGACAGAUUCAGUCACCUAACUACCCUGAGGACUAUCAGCCCAGUAAAGUUUGUGUGUGGAAGAUGACAGUGACUGAAGGGUUUCAAGUGGCACUUUCCUUCCUGGCAUUUGAGUUGGAGAGACAUGACAGGUGUGCGUAUGAUUACGUGGAGGUUCGUGAUGGUAGCUCAGAGAGUGAUCCGCUCCUUGGACGAUUCUGUGGGAGCCAAAAUCCCCAAGACAUCAAAAGCAGCUCCAACCAACUCUGGAUGAAGUUUGUCUCGGAUGGUUCUGUUAAUAGAGCUGGAUUUGCUGCAAACUUCUUUAAAGAGAUGGAUGAAUGUUCCAGACCUGAUAAAGGACAGUGCAUUCAGAGGUGUAUUAAUACACUGGGUAGCUAUCGGUGUGCAUGUGACCCCGGAUACGAACUUACCACGGACCGACGCAGCUGUGAGGCAGCUGCGUGUGGAGGUUUCUUCACUGCAUUAAAUGGCUCCGUGUUCAGUCCUGGCUGGCCUCAUGAAUACCCACCUAAUAAACACUGUGUGUGGCAGCUCAUCGCUCCUCAACAUUACACCAUCACACUGCUGUUCCACAGCUUCGACACAGAGGGCAAUGAUGUGUGUAAAUAUGAUUAUGUGGAAGUUCGCAGUGAAUCCAGGUUCCAUGGGAGAUUCUGCGGAGCUGCAAUUCCAGAACCAAUCACCUCCGACUCCAACAUCCUGCACAUGGAGUUCAAAUCUGACAGUACCGUGUCCCGUAGGGGCUUCAAAGCGACCUUCUUCUCCGACGUGGACGAGUGCUCGCGUCAGAAUGGCGGGUGCCAGCAUGAGUGUAUCAACACAUUUGGAAGCUACAGCUGUCAGUGCUACAGCGGAUUCACCUUACACGCCAACAUGCAUGACUGCAAGGAAGCUGAUUGUGACCAUGUGAUCACCAGCAUUCCUGUAUCCAUUCUGAGUCCCAACUGGCCAGAUAAAUAUCCCAAUAAGAAGGUGUGUACUUGGGCCCUAACCACUACACCAGGUCAUCGAAUCAAACUAGCCUUUAAUGAGAUCGACAUGGAGAGCCAACUUGAAUGUUCCUACGAUCAUCUGGAUGUUUAUAAUGGCCCCAACAAUGCAUCACCAAGUUUGGGACGCUUUUGUGGAAGUAAAGAACCACCACCUGUUAUUUCCAGCACCAACAAGAUGUUUCUACAAUUUUUCUCUGAUAAUUCCGUGCAGAAACGGGGUUUUGAGGCUUCUUUUACAACAGAGUGUGGUGGAGCUCUGAAGGCUGAGGUGGAACCUGGAGAUCUGUACUCUCAUGCUCAGUUUGGUGAUAAUAAUUACAGCGCAGCCGAGGAGUGUGAGUGGGUAAUUUCAGCUGAAAAAGGAUUUGGAGUUAAGCUCAUCUUCAACAUCUUUGAUCUGGAGAAUGAGGCAGAGUGCACAUAUGAUUACUUGGAGCUGUUUGAUGGAACUGACACUAAAGCACCACGCCUUGGGCGAUACUGUGGAUCCGGGCCUCCAGAUGAAAUUUACUCAGCCGGGGAUGCCAUUGUCCUCAAAUUCCACACAGAUGAUACAAUCAGUAAAAAAGGAUUUCACAUCCAAUACACCAGCACCAAAUUUCAAGACACAUUUCACUCCAGUAAAUGACUCGGGAUAGCUUUCUGGGGCUUUUUCCUCCCAUGAACCGGCUGGCGAUAAACUUUAGUCAGGUUUUUUUUUUCCUCCUCUAUGGAAAUCUUCCUUCAUACCUGACCAAGUGACCAAAUCUGAAUCAGGAUGUUUUAUUUGCCAACAAGAAGGUGUACAAAUAAGUUUUUUGUAAAGUUGUCAUCAAACAUUUUUAAAAAUCUGAUCUCAGUAAAUGAGAAUGUGUCACAAAAGGAUUAGUUAAAAAUUAGGUACCUGAAUCAGCAGGACAUGUUUAAUAAGUGAUUUAAGCUUAUAGUCUCCAAACUGCAUACCGGAACCAUUACACACUUGUGUCAAACUGUUGUGUCAUGAUGAUCAGUGUCUUAAACAGAAUUUCAGACACUGUGUGACAGUGUUAUCUAUAGAUAAAAGGACAAAAGUAUGACACGGAGCUCAAAACAAUCAUAUUGUUCAUCUUGUUCUUCCUCAGCACAUAGCUUAGUGUCACUCAGCACCAAUAUCAGAUUCAGGUAGCAGACAGAUGCUAACAUACAGCAUUUUGAUCAUUUGAUUUGUGUAUUAAAAGUAUAAUUUGAAUAAAUUUUGCUGCUGAACAGUUACAGUACCUGAGCCAAACAAUGCCUUUUUGAGCCAAAAAAUGUCACAUGCCAAAAAACAAAAACCUCAUUUCAGGUACCAGACGUAUCUUAGUUCAGUACAGCCUCUGUUGCCCCAGUACUUUUUUAUUCGUCUAUUUAUGUGCCCUUUGGCUCUUGUAGAAAGACUUAUAGGAAAAUAA